AGCCUAUCGGCGCGCGCGACACCCCUCCUACACUGCGCGCUAAAGUUGUCCACUUCAGCUACUCCCAACCCCUAAGCAGACUUUGUCAUCUAAAACUAUCAGACCUUUUAAGAAAACACUGCAAAGAAUUAAGUAACCUUUGUUCAGUGGAGAGCGUUUGGAGUACCCCCUCCCUGGCGCGCGCUGCAUCUUGUUCCAGUAGUAGUUAUUUUGCUCGUGCCCCCCUCCGCACGAGACUACAGAAGUGUUUAUCUUUGUUUGAUUUUUUAGAGGUUUCAUAUCUCUGGUUGGAUAUUUUCUACAUUUUGCAUUUUUGAAAAAGAGGACUUAAUGCAUUUUUAGCCACCAGGGACACAUCGACAAGUCUGGACUUUCUCUGUUUAAACAUCAGCCUUUUUGUAUAAAAAAAGCCGAAUGUCAUCUAUACCAGGAACAGUACCGAGAAUGAUGCGACCGGCUCCAGGACAGAAUUAUCCCCGCACUGGAUUCCCACUAGAAGUUUCAACUCCUCUGGGUCAAGGUCGGGUGAAUCAGCUUGGUGGAGUAUUCAUCAAUGGUAGGCCUUUGCCAAAUCAUAUCCGACACAAAAUAGUUGAGAUGGCUCACCACGGCAUCCGUCCCUGUGUGAUCUCCCGACAACUUCGCGUUUCCCACGGUUGUGUAUCCAAAAUCCUCUGCCGAUAUCAAGAAACUGGCUCGAUCCGUCCCGGAGCAAUAGGAGGAAGUAAACCCAGACAAGUGGCAACACCUGACGUGGAAAAGCGAAUCGAAGAGUAUAAACGCGAAAAUCCCGGAAUGUUCAGCUGGGAGAUUCGGGACAAACUUUUGAAGGACGGUGUGUGUGACAGAAGUACAGUUCCCUCAGGUGAGGCCUCAUCUGUAAGUUCUAUUAGCCGGGUUCUGCGCGCGCGUUUCGGCAAGAAAGAUGACGAGGACGACUGCGACAAAAAAGAUGAAAGUGGGGAGAAAAAAACUAAGCACAGCAUUGACGGUAUACUCGGAGAUAAAGGUCGAAUUGACGAAGGCUCAGAUAUAGAGUCAGAACCAGACCUGCCGCUAAAGAGAAAGCAGAGACGAAGUCGGACGACCUUCACAGCCGAACAGCUGGAGGAGCUGGAAAAGGCCUUUGAGAGGACACACUAUCCGGACAUAUACACCAGAGAGGAACUGGCACAGAGGACCAAGCUCACCGAAGCCAGAGUGCAGGUUUGGUUCAGCAAUCGACGAGCCAGGUGGCGUAAACAAGCAGGAGCGAAUCAACUGGCAGCAUUUAACCACUUGUUACCAGGAGGAUUCCCACCAACAGGCAUGCCAACUCUACCAGCGUACCAGCUUCCAGAAUCCACCUAUCCAUCAGCAACAUUACCACAAGAUGGUAGCGGCACGCUGCAUCGACCCCAGCCUCUGCCCCCCUCCACGAUGCAUCAGGGCGGGCUAACCAGCGACAGCAGCUCCGCCUACGGCCUCUCGUCUAAUCGCCACACUUUCUCCAGCUACACCGAUACCUUCAUGAGCCAAUCGGCAUCCAGUAAUCACAUGAAUCCUGUGAGCAAUGGCCUAUCUCCACAGGUGAUGAGCAUGCUUAGCAACCCCAGCGCCGUGGCCCCUCAACAACAGCAUGAGUUUUCCAUCUCACCCCUGCACGGCAGCCUGGAGGCUUCCAACCCAAUCUCUGCAAGCUGCAGCCAGCGUACCGAGUCAAUCAAGACCAUCGACAGCCUCCCCUCCUCCCAAUCCUACUGUCCCCCUACGUACAGCACCACCAGCUACAGCGUGGACCCCGUCACUGCGGGCUACCAAUACAGUCAAUACGGCCAAACUGCAGUGGAUUAUCUGGCUAAAAACGUCAGCUUGUCCACACAGAGAAGGAUGAAGCUCGGGGAGCACUCGGCUGUGCUCGGACUACUACAGGUGGAGACGGGACAGGCGUAUUGAUGAAUCUGUACAUCCCCCAUUUAUUUCACCAGCAUCCCGACCAUUUUAUUCGCAGUGCCCACGUGAGGCCUAUUUGACCAAGAAGAUCCCAGGCAGUCUUAAACUCACCUACAGUAUGGGUGCAUGAACACACAAGCCAUUCCACAAUAAAACGGACGCUAUUGUGCCGCAUCUUCUUACACGCCCUGCUCUCUCUAUUUCUUUCGCAACAAAGAGACUCUUUGAGGGCUUCACAACGCCAAGGGAAAGCCCAUCGGCAUCCAAUGAGCACACACAUACAGAGUAGGCAACAGUUGUAGCCGCUUGCCCAUUCCAAACCAUUCGGACCACGUUGUUUAUAGGACUCAAAAUGAUGGUAUUAUAUUUGUUAUUAUAAAUGUGGUUGUUCUUGUUGCAUUUACUAUUGUAAUUACUCUUUGUUUACAUGUUUCACUUCUUUCUCAUGUUUAGUUUCUAUUUUAACCACAAGGCCUUGCUUAGCAACAUUACACUUUUGAUGGAGAUACGGAGACACGCUGACAGCUUUGCACACAAAGCUUAUAAUUUGUUAAUCUUAUUCUUAAACCUGACAUUCCAGUAGACUUGCUGGCUAUUGAGGCAGCUGGGUUGGUUAAUACUUGUAAAACCAGGAUACAUCCUGUGACCUGCCCUCUGUGGGUGAAUUAUCAGUGUUAUUUAUGAUUUUUAAUCAUUCACUUUCCUGAAAUAUGAUGACCAUCAUUCACAUUUUGGUAUUUUGCGAUGGAGAACGUAAUGCACACUAGUUGGUUACUAUAAUUGCCAUUAAUAUCUCUAAUACAAAUUAAAAUAUAAAGAGCGCACUUAUGGGCAAAUUAAAUUUUUUAGGCUUUUUUUUGGAGCUUUCACGUAUGAUUUUGUGCUAUUCAUGCCAAUUGUAGUCAUAGUGUUGCAUUGAGAAAUGUUAUACAAACCUCUAAAUAUGGGAUUCAGAUGUUGGUAGAGACCAUGGUAUAAUAGGACUCAUUUAGUCUUUUUGCCAUUGAUACAUUUUACAUUUACACACUUGGCAGACCUAACUUAAGAGUACAGUGUACUACUCUACAAGGUAUACUCUUUAAGCAUGUGUGUGUUCCCUGGGUUCGAACCAUAGACUGUAAAAAAAGAUGGACGUAGUGUCCGUGACGUCACCCAUAGGUUUCUGAAGAUCGUUUUUGAAGCUUAAAGUAGGCGGUGCCUGCCAUCGCUAUCUUGGCCAAGCGUCACCGCGCAUCACUCGCGGAUAUUCGAAAAUGGAUAAAAGGCGGGACGUGGGUGAAGCUGGGGUGACUGGUUGCUAAAACCAUGCCCGCCUAGAUCGACUCGAUAAGUGGCCACGCCCUCAAUUAUGCAGAAGUUUAAAGCUUAAUAUAAAUUAAACGGAUGAGUUACAAAAAAAUUCACCCCCCUCACAGUCAUGAAGGGCAAAAUUAGCUAUACAGACCAAAAACUAUUGUUGUACCAGGGUGUAAACAUAUUAUUUUCUAUUGUAAAGUUUGGCAUUUUAACAUGGAGGUCUACAGGAAUUGACUCCCUUUUGGAGCCAACCUCUAGUGGCCAGUCGAUGAAUUGCAGUUUAAAUCACUUCCGUAUUGGCUUCAUAAGGAAGAUUGGAAGGUUGCCCCUCGGUUCGAACCCAUGACCUUUAGCGCAGCUAUCGCAAUGCUUUAGCACUAAGUUAUAGACAGUUUCAGCAAUAACAACAUAAACAAGCGGCAACUUCCGGUAAACUCCGCUAAGAAUAAAUACAACAAAGUACUUUAAACGUAGUUUAUUCAUAUAAAAAAACAACAACACGUAAGUAACCUAGAAAACCAAAACAUUUGUUAUUUUCGACAAGGUAUUUGUUCUAGAGUUCAGUUUAGCAAAUAGUCAGAUCAUUAAAAAACUGAAACCGAAAGUUAAGGUCAGACCAGACACGUAUCGCGUCACCACACGUACAUCCGAUAAAACCGUCCAUAAAGGAGCACAGUUUAGUCCCCCCCUUUAAAAGUGUGAUGUUCUCUAAUGAUAUUUGGAGGAACAGAAGUAACAAAGUUUUUUAUGGCACCCUUUACAAAUGUGUGCCAGACCAUAAAAAUGUAUAGUUAUUCCAAAAUAUGAACAUACGGUAUGGAGGUGGAUAUAUAGUGACCACAUUUAUUUAAAGUUCGCCACUCUGACUUCUUAUUUCACAUGUAGGAUAAUAAUUUUUGUGACCAAAAUGAACUAAAAUGAAACUGUGAUUGUACAGACUGAUCCGGGAACAUGGGUUUGCCCUGAGAUGCCAUAUAUAUGUAUAACACUGAAACAUAUCCAUUUUGAAACAUUUUGUAGUAAAUAAAAAAGGACUAAAAAGAAAUGUGAGAAAAUUACUUUUUUAGUGUGUAGCACUCAUUUCUAUUACAAGCAUUGAUUUACCUUUGGGGUAUUUAAAGAUAUUUAAAUCUAAUUGGGUAACGAAACCUUUUCCAAAUAUCCUUCCAACCUCACUUGCUCUUUAUUCUGUCAUUGUUUUUGCAUAUGUAAUUUCCUUUGAUAUAUUUCUGUUCAGCAUGUGUGUAUAUUAUCAUGGCAUAAUUUAUUCAGCUUUAUGAAAUACUAGCGUAGUUGGAACUUGUAUUGGCAUUUACUACCUUCAGCUUGUUGGUGUCUUUACUAUAGCACUGGCAUAUCUGUUAUGGAUUAAAGCUCAAAAACUGGAUAAAUAAACAAAGAUUCCUUCUUA
Misgurnus anguillicaudatus (oriental weatherfish) is the source of this 4639-nucleotide messenger RNA. RefSeq names its product paired box 7b (gene pax7b). NCBI's taxonomy places the organism in Eukaryota, Metazoa, Chordata, Actinopteri, Cypriniformes, Cobitidae. Gene Ontology annotation, molecular function: RNA polymerase II cis-regulatory region sequence-specific DNA binding; DNA-binding transcription factor activity, RNA polymerase II-specific. The record is from RefSeq and is a predicted model, not a curated record. Gene Ontology annotation, biological process: anatomical structure development; regulation of transcription by RNA polymerase II.